Messenger RNA from Scylla paramamosain (green mud crab), 1215 nucleotides. RefSeq lists its product as uncharacterized. Bases 626 to 1204 code for a protein of 192 amino acids. The record is from RefSeq and is a predicted model, not a curated record. Lineage: Eukaryota; Metazoa; Arthropoda; Malacostraca; Decapoda; Portunidae. The transcript has 4 exons.
UUGAAUAUGCAAUGUGAUAUUAAAGGAAAGAAAACAGAAGGUAAAACAGGUCAAUAAAAGAGAUAAAAGAUAGGAAAAAAAGUGCCUUAUUUUGUUUUUUUGAUCUUCAGGUGUUUUUUUCCCACAAAUGAUGGUUACACCUCUCUUCUACACUGCAGAUCAAUAGUUACACCUUUCUCUUCUUCUAUAGAGCAAAUAGUCUUCCAGCAUGACCUCACCAACAAGCAGUUUAACCUUUCCCUGCAAAGAAUAACACCUGUACACACCUUCCUCCUCCACAUUAUACAAUACCUAGCCAGCUUCUCUCUCAGUCUAUCCAUCUACCAUCCAUCCCACAUGGGUUGGACCAGAUGAAGCUCCACACACUCAACAUGCCCUGCCAACCACUGGUGGAAAGAGACAGUCUUGUGGACCACCUUAUUACAUCCCAGGAGCUUCAGCAUAGCACAGCUGGCCAUGUACAUCCAUAGCAAGGCCUGGCAGCAUACAUUGGAUAAGUACUUUAGAAUCAUGUAAUAAUAAAACCAAAAAACUUUUGUAGGAGUUAAAAACAAGUAUUGCUGUUUUCAUUCUGUUCAUUAAUGCCCACAGCUGGACCCACCACUGUGAGGAUCUGGUGGAGGCAAUGGUCAGUUCGGAAAGAUCCAUUUACAAGACAGGAGACACAUUGCUGGUGAAGAGUGUGAGUCUCCCAAAGCCUGCAGGAGUGACUGAUGAUGUGUAUGUUGAUGAGGUGGCCUUCCUCACCACCCCAACUUCUGUGACACAGAUGUACCCACCCGCCCUCAAGCAGAAGGGAAUCCUUAUUGAGGAUGUGGCAGUCAAGAAGGUGACAGAGAAUGGGUACUCCCUGGAAUUCCAGACCACAAACUGCAAGACUGGAAUGCCCCUCCUUGGGUUCCUGCAGGUGGAAGGUCCUCCAGCAAGCUUUGACACUCAGGUGACAGUCACACGCUCCUCUCAGACUGCCACGGGUCCCCUCGCUGGCACCUGGGACCUCGGAAUUCAGGGGCAGGUUGUAAAAGACAUUCCAGCAGGUGUUGACCCAAAGGUCCUGGAGGGCAUUCUGGAAAGUGCCCUGGGAACUGAUCUCACAGUCCAAUACUGCUGCAAGAACUACCACUACUACAUUGAGUGGGAGGAAGAUCCCGGCAGAAAGGAGCUGGUGGAGAUACAUACAGAUAACCUGAUGUUUGAUGGGUGAGGGAUUGGAAG